Molecule: messenger RNA, 562 nt
Organism: Corythoichthys intestinalis (scribbled pipefish)
Lineage: Eukaryota; Metazoa; Chordata; Actinopteri; Syngnathiformes; Syngnathidae
Product: cytochrome c oxidase subunit 6B1
Exons: 4
Coding region: 104-370 (88 amino acids)
Cellular component (GO): mitochondrion; respiratory chain complex IV
Source: RefSeq, a predicted model, not a curated record
UAUGAUGCCCCCUCCCCUCGAUAUUUUUUCCCCAGCAUGCUUUGCGCGUUGAGCAGGAAGGACAUCUUUCCGGAGAGGACACAGCUGAAUCAUACUCAAGAUCAUGAACAUGUCUGAGACAAUUGAGGAGAAGAUCCAGAACUACAGGACGGCGCCUUUUGACGCCCGGUUUCCUAACACCAACCAGACACGCAACUGUUACCAGAACUACCUGGAUUUCCACAGGUGCAACAAGGCCCUGUCAGCCAAAGACCAAGAUGUGGCCCCCUGCGAGUGGUACAAGAGGGUUUACAGAAGCCUUUGCCCCAUGAGCUGGGUUGAGAAAUGGGACGAUCAGAUAGAAAAUGGAAGCUUCGCUGGGAAAAUCUAAAAUGUUGACCGUUGUCAUUGUUCACUACUUUUUGCAGGCCCAUUUUGUUACAGUUUCCAAAGUAGUGUUGUGAGUAACAUCAGAGAGCCCCAACAUUAUUUUAUUUGGAGUAACUUAAGCUUCAAACGCACAACAAAUGUAUAGUCGACUCCUCUUUGGCAUUGGUUAUUCAAUAAAUACAGUGUACAUGUA